Mucor velutinosus is the source of this 1302-nucleotide messenger RNA. RefSeq lists its product as uncharacterized. The transcript has 2 exons. Bases 1 to 1302 code for a protein of 433 amino acids. The record is from RefSeq and is a predicted model, not a curated record. Lineage: Eukaryota; Fungi; Mucoromycota; Mucoromycetes; Mucorales; Mucoraceae.
AUGUACACCAUGAGUUUGACUGACGAGGAAUUUCGAGCAAAAUUGGAAAAGCACUUUUCCUUGUAUCGCAUCAACUUGCGCUCACCACUAGCAUCUCAAGUAGCGCCUGACCAUUGGUAUCGAGUGGAUUUGUUGCUAGUGAACGAAUUGGGCUUGUUUAGAAGAUCAGACAUUGAACCUGAUGGUCAGGUCAUUCUUGCCUGCGACUUGUAUACACCAAACACCGAUGAAGGCAUUACUCCCUUUUCAUGCGUAGAUCCUGAUUGGGAACUGGAGAUUCGACCAGCUCGUACUUUCACAGAGGGCCAGCUAUCAAAGGAUGCAUUGCCUGUGUCUGGCUUUGUGAGCUCGGGAAAGGGUGCCUUUGAAUACCGCAUCAGAUCAAAGCAUAGCAGCGCAACAACAGCAUCGACAGCUAAACAAACCAAAUUUCUGCACAUGCGCCCUGUCCAGCUGGUCAACUUCCCCAAAGAAAAGAGAUCAGAUUACAAUACAGAGAACAUCUUGCCGCUUGUCAUUGGGCCCAUUGAGAUUGAUCCCGCAUUGCAACCAACAUUGGAUACAUCACUGCCAUUGGAACUAUGGCCCAAUUCAGCAGCCGUAAAGAUGGUGUAUGACGGAUACCGUGUGUUCUCUACCUCAGAGAACCCACCUGUCAACAUUGCUAUACAUGAGAUGUGGGAUUCUGGUAUUCCAGGCAAGAUUUGGGACUCUGCGCUUGUGAUGCUUGAUGUGAUGAAGAAUAUGAUUGAUCUUCAUCCAGAGUAUAUCGAUCAGAAGCACACGUUAGAUUUGAGUGCUGGCACUGGACUGCUGGGCUUAUACAUAGCAAGCAUGAUGGCAUCACCUCAUUCAACCCUCAAGCAAGGCAAAAUCACCAUCACCGAACUGGACGAGGCUGUGGAUUUGAUUGAUCAAAACAUCGCGAUCAAUGAGUUCUUGGCCAAUAAUACACAGGUCAAAUUGCAGACAAGAAAUCUGUUAUGGGGCAAUACGAUACAGGCUGAAGCUUGUGGAAAGGCUGAUUUGAUUAUCGCAUCUGAUGUGUUGUAUGAAACGCAGUUUUUUGAGGAUCUUGUCAAGGCGUUUGUUGAUCUUAGCACAGAAUCUACCCGCAUCUACAUUGGUUACAAGCGUCGUGGAUUUGAUGAGGCGGAAGAGCGUAGAUUUUGGUCUCUGUGUGGAGCACAUUUCAACGUGAAACUGCUCACAUACCAAGGCCAAGAGGAUGAGGACGAUGGUCUGGUGCCUCGAAUGACUUUAGAGACUGGUGUUCAGCUGUAUCGUUUAACCCUGUUGUAG